This is a messenger RNA of Suillus fuscotomentosus, 531 nucleotides long. RefSeq lists its product as uncharacterized. The transcript is spliced from 3 exons. The record is from RefSeq and is a predicted model, not a curated record. NCBI's taxonomy places the organism in Eukaryota, Fungi, Basidiomycota, Agaricomycetes, Boletales, Suillaceae. The coding region runs from base 1 to 531 and encodes 176 amino acids.
AUGCAUCCCAAGUACAAAACUGCAGAGGAGCGCAGAGAAGCUCGACUUAAAACUAAGAAGGAGAGCUAUGCACAUCGCCGAGUCCAAGAACAAGCAAAGUCCCGCACACGAUGGCGACAUCGUAGAGGAGCAGCUAUGAAUACUCAAGAUCUUCUUCAGCGCCUCGAUGAUCUAUGGUUAGAUCUAGGUUAUCGUGGCAGCACUCUCCAAUACGAGUUCUUGGAAGCGCACGGGUUGUCGAUCGUGAUGGAGGUCGAUCGAGAGGGUUGGGAUUCAGUCAAACCGCAAUGUGACGCAAGGCUCGCAGAGGUGAAGAUUCUCCUCCAGCAAGUAUCAGACCUGCGUACUGCAGCCUGUGAUGCCAGCGGGCCACUCACGGAUCAAUUACGGGACAGAAUAGUAUCUGCCGUGGACACAGUAGGUUUGCAUGUCCGUGCAUUGGAAGAGCUGUUGUCGUUGAUGGACAUUGGAGUGGAUACUUACUUUGAUGCCCUUCAAUAUGGUUCACUCGUCUGGCAAGGUCCCAAAUAA